This is a messenger RNA of Durusdinium trenchii, 885 nucleotides long. The record is from the annotation of a GenBank genome assembly. NCBI's taxonomy places the organism in Eukaryota, Dinophyceae, Suessiales, Symbiodiniaceae.
AUGACCUCCAUUACCGAAGGCUCCCACCAAGCGGUUGCCGUGCUGCUGGGGCAGUCGCUGAAGCCGGAUGGCUCGGCUCCACAGGUUCUGCUGGAUCGGGCUCAUAUGGCGAAGAAGCUCCUGGAUGAAGGUACCGUGGUCAAGGUGAUCGUCUCCGGUGCGGAUCCCGCCGGUGUGGGCCACACCGAAGCCUCGUUGACGGCCCACGUCCUGACGCAGGUGGGGGUGCCCUUGGACGCCAUCCUACAGGAGUCGCAGGCCACGACCACGGCGGAGAACGCGUGGUUCAUGUUGCGGUGGAUCCCGAAGAACACCGGCCGAGUGGUGAUCAUCACCUCGGACUUCCACAUGGCGCGGGCCACCUACAUCUUCCAGGAGGUCUUUGCUCACUUCUAUCAGACGAUGGAAGACACCUACAGAGACGAUCCACGAUGGAAGAGUGCCUCGAAGAGGUAUCCCAGAUUGGAAUUGGUGCAAGCUCCCACGGCGAGUUUCUGUGGCAGCGAUGCGAGUUUGAACAGGGACAACGACCCCAAAGCCGACAUCAAUUCCUAUUCCUUGGCCAAGCGCGCCCGGGACGAGCUGCGCUUCUUAGCCUCGGGCGAGGUGACCAACUCCCUCUACGGAGAGCCCUUGAGCCACAUCCUGUACGUGUGGCCCAUUCAGAUCAACGUGACCCAAGAUCCGAACAACAACCAGACCUAUCACACGGCCCUGGCGCAAUCCAUGACCGUUGCAGAGGCCUUGUGCCAAUGCGUCUCGCCCCCCAGCAGGGACGGCGCGGCGGCCGUGCCGUAUCCCUUGAGCUUUCCCAUCGCCGAGUCCUCGCGGAAGCCGUCCGAGUGGCACGAGAUCUGCCCGGAGGUGCGGACGGUGAUGGCGUAG